AUGAUGCUACUCAACAUGAAGACAUUUCUGGCUCCUCUAUGGGGAAUUUCUCUUCUGUUUGCUCUGGAGUCCAUGAGUGCUACCACCCCACAAACCAUCAGCUUUAUCACAACUGCUGAACCAGACAAGACGACCAAGGAGUUGAUCAAUGUACCUCAUACUGAAAGUCACACCCCUGUUGCUGCACCAGUAGACACCACUAUGCCACCCACUUUAACAACAGUGUCUAUAUCAUCACCGCAGCCUACGUCUACCACUAAGCCUGACGUAACAUCCAAGUUAUCUUCCACCACUUCUUCUGCUACUUCUGCUCAGGCUCCAGUCUUUACCCAGACCCCCAGUGGUCCCGCAGCUUCUACAACAAUUACAACAGCUAACCCCACCUCUGAGGCAGCGACUGUGUUUGACCCCACAAAAAGUGAGACGUCCACCACCAGCACUGACGUUCUGUCUACACCUCAGCCUGUUUUUGUGAGAAGUACCUCUGUCUCCACAUCACAGUUUCCUGCCACUUCAGGGUCUACUGAUGAGACCUCCACCAUCGAAGUCUCAACUGAUCCUCACAUAUUCACCACAAAUGGCCCCACCACUGACUCCAAUACUGAUGUCUCCACUGCCACUGUGUCCACCAACAAUGGCUCCACCACUACUGUGCCAACCACCAAGGCCUCCACCACUGCUAUCACCACCACCAAUGCCUCCACCACUGCUAUCACCAUCACCAGUGUCUGCAUUACCACUGUGUCCACUCCCACUGACUCCAUCACCAAUGUCUCCACUACCACUGUGUCCAACAACAAUGGCUCCACCACUGCUAUCUCAAUCCCCAGUGUCUCCACCCCUACUGUGUCCACCACCAAUGGCUCCACCACCAACAACGUCUCCAACAACAAUGAUUCCACCACCCUUGUCCCCACCACCCUUGUCCCCACCACUAAUUUCACCACCACCAAUGGCUCCACCAGUCUUGCAGGAAUCUUGAUCCCUCUUGGACCCAAGAGGUUGCCAAUCCCAACCACUAAAUCAACUCCUGCAACCGCAACCAAACCCAGUGAAGUCUCAAAAAGCCCACCCAACACCGAAGUCCAACCCUGCUCCACCCGACGCAUAGUAAGGCAAUGCCUCAUCGCGGUUGCCGUCCUGGGUGCUUUGGCUACCAUCUUCAUGGUUUCUACCAUCAUCCUCUGCACCAAGCUGUCAACGAGGAAGUACAAGGUCAGGAAACCGCAGCCAGCCACAGAGAUGAUGUGCAUCUCUUCGCUGCUCCCCGAGAGGAAUUACACCUACACAAGGCAACGCAAUCCAGUCAGUAACGGAGUCCUGGUGAUGCACCACAGCGCCGAAGACAGCGAUGAAGAAGGAGGAGAUAACCUCACUCUCAGCAGCUUCCUUCCAGACAAUGACCGCUAUGUUUAAAUGGAGAUAUUUGUAUUGUCAUCAGACCUCAGAUUGGACUGAUCUGUCUGAUGUCAGUGGUGCGGAAACAGUUGCUGUUUGAAUAAACUCACGCUUCCCGUUUGAUGUUGGUGGUUUGGCUUCGCUGCACACCCUAUUCCUGUGGAGGAAGAGACAUAGAAACCACUAACACAAAUACAACAGUUACACUUUCAUCUUCAUGUAGUAUCUGAAGUUUGGUGAGGUCAUGUCAACAGAUAUGUAUUAUAGGCAAGAGUUAAAACUUUUUGCAUUAUUUCGCACUCGCCCUCCGCGAGAGACUUUAAGACUGGUUGAGGAGAGAGAUCAAAUACUUUUUUUGAACAUCCUGAGCUGAGCACUGAUGGUAUUUCACUUAGCGACGGGAGACAGGAAGGCCUGUUUUGUCAAGGGAUUACUGUUCUUUACAGACACUGUUCACUUUACAAGUGCUAUUCUGGAAGCACUGAGGCUUCUGUGUAAGAACGCUUACUUUGAUUUAUGGCCAGCUAUUUGUGACUGUGUUAAUGUGUGCGAAGAGAUGCAGCUUCUGUUUUGUGAUAAUUUAUUAAACA
Molecule: messenger RNA, 1988 nt
Organism: Centropristis striata (black sea bass)
Lineage: Eukaryota; Metazoa; Chordata; Actinopteri; Perciformes; Serranidae
Product: mucin-2-like
Exons: 1
Coding region: 1-1416 (471 amino acids)
Biological process (GO): leukocyte tethering or rolling; hemopoiesis
Cellular component (GO): plasma membrane
Source: RefSeq, a predicted model, not a curated record